GUAAAAAUCACAACUAUGCGUCGAUGACUGUAUUGUCUUGGCUUGUAUUGGUUGGGGCCUUAGGGCCGCUUAGGGCCGAUGACCCCAUACCACUGCACAUCGGCGGUACAUUUCCUAUGGAAGCUGGUUCGGGGGGAUGGGCUGGUGGACAGGCUUGUCUUCCCGCAGUACAAAUGGCCUUAGAAGAUGUUAACAGUAGGCCUGAUGUAUUACCUGGGUAUGUGCUCCAUAUGAAUACGAGCAAUUCUAAGUGUCAACCCGGUCUCGCCACUCAGCAGCUUUAUGAUUUAUUGUAUACACCUCCUACUAAAUUAAUGUUAUUAGCCGGUUGUUCACCUGUAACUACUGUGAUAGCCGAGUCAGCACCCGUUUGGAAGCUAGUUGUGGUUUCUUACGGUGCCAGCUCACCAGCAUUGUCGAAUAGGGAACGAUUUCCAACUUUAUUUCGAACGCACCCAACUGCCAAUAUGCAAAAUCCAACGAGAAUGCGGUUAUUUGAGAAAUUUCGCUGGAAGAAGGUUACGAUACUGCAAUCAGUAGAGGAAGUCUUCACAACUACAGCAAAGGAUUUGGAGGAGCUCGGACGAAGUAAAGGCAUCCGCGUAGAGCGCCAAAGCUUUUACGGAGAUCCUACAGAUGCCAUGAAAACCCUUCGCCGACAAGAUGCCCGGGUCAUCGUUGGUCUCUUCUACGUCACCGAAGCCAGAAGAGUGCUCUGUCAGGCAUACCAUUACAACCUUUAUGGCCGUAAAUACACCUGGUUCUUUAUUGGAUGGUAUGCUGACACUUGGUACAUCCCACCACCAGAUGAACAUCUUAACUGUACCGCAGAGCAGAUGGCGGAAGCAGCUCAGUACCACUUUACCACUGAAAGUGUGAUGCUGUCUCGGGACGAGAACGCUACCAUAUCCGGAAUGACUGGACGAGAAUUCCAAGCUAGACUGACAGCCAUGCUCUCGCCAGACUCGGAUCCGGCAAACACUGGUGGUUUUCCUGAAGCUCCUCUCGCCUAUGAUGCUGUUUGGGCACUGGCUCUGGCGUUCAACUGCACGCGUAAUCGAUUGCCGAAGGGCGUUCGGUUAGAACAAUUUACUUACGACAACCAGAUGAUUGCCGAUAUUCUGUUCGAGUGCGUCAAAAACACGCUCUUCCGAGGGGUUUCGGGAAGAGUGAUGUUUUCGGACUCUGGUGAUAGGAUAGCAAGAACACAAAUUGAGCAAAUGCAGAACGGCAAAUAUGUUGUCAUGGGCUUUUAUGACACGACAACGCAAGAGUUGGAAUGGUACGGUAAGGAGCAGUGGUACUCGAGCAAAGGUCCACCACCGGAUUCGACAAUCAUCCGCGAGUCGAUGCUUACCGUCGCCAGUGAGCUCUAUUAUGCUGUUUCUGUUUUUGCGUUUAUUGGUCUAGCUCUAGCAGCAGGGGCCUUCAUCUUCAACAACAAAUACGCAUUUCGCGGGGUGAUCGUUCAAUCACAGCCUCAAUGCAACAACAUCAUGAUUAGCGGCUGUUCAUUAUGCAUCGCUUCGUUGUUUUUGAUGGGUCUGCCCUCUGAGGGGAUUGCAUUGCCUCAAUCAGCAUUUUCUAUACUGUGCCAUUCGCGAAUAUCCAUUUUGAUGAUUGGCUUCACUUUUGCAUACGGGUCGAUGUUUGCCAAAGUAUGGAUAGUGCAUCGAAUGAGCGCCAGCGAAAAUCAGCAGUUGGCUAGUCGCCAGAAGGACGAGGAGGACGGUUCGCCAUGGGAGAGCAUCCGAACGCUGAUCGCGUCGGUCGUCGGACGUCAGGCGUACGUGGCCGCGGCACUUCGAAAAGUUUCCAGUAAUGCUUACGGCACGCUUGCCGUCUCUAGGCGGAUCAACACUCUGAAUCAGCCUAUUCCUCCUGGAAGAUUCUACGCUGUAAUCACUGCAUUCUUCGUCAUAGAUUUAAUUAUCAUAGUAUGCUGGAUCGUGUUUGAUCCUCUGCAACGGAUAGAGCAGCGAUUCCCUUUAUUGGAGCCUCCUGCUGGCAGCGACGACGAUGUUAUGUUACUGCCAAUUUUAGAAUUGUGCCAAAGUUCACAUCAGGAAUUAUGGAUAGGUCUUGUACUCGGCUACAAGUGCCUGUUGUUAGUGUUUGGCUUGUUUCUCGCAUACGAGUCUAGAAACCUCAAGCUACGCUAUGUGAACGACUCCCGCCUUGUUGGUCUUGCUAUCUACAAUGUGGCGAUACUUUCACUAGUAACGGGUCCUGUCACAACGCUUCUUAUCCGGAGUCAAGCAAAUGCCAAUUUUGCGUUUGUUGCUGCUACGGUUCUUUUAUGUACUUAUAUAUCGCUUGGGUUAGUGUUCGUGCCGAAGAUACGGUUUAUCUACCGCGUCCCUCCUUCGGCUGAUGAGGCUCACCCCAAUGGUAACGCUGUAAUGCGUGGUUUGUCGAAGUCAGAUCAGAAACGCUAUGAACAUCUACGGCACGAGAACGAAGUACUUCAAAAGCAGAUCGAUGAGAAAGAACGACGAAUACGACAAUGCAAAGAACGUCUGGAACGACUUCUGAACAAGGAUGAGGAUCUGCUGUCAAUUUCGGGAGCCGCAAACAAUACCCGAAGUGUGUCCGAUGACAAGGAGACGUUCUCUACUCCGACAACGCUAACAACCACUGCACUAAUAGAGUUGCAACCUAGCAAUGAGAAUACGGGUCGCUAUAUGGCAAUAGAAAAUGAGAACUCGAGUUCUUCUUCCGAUGAGAUUUUAUUAUGAUGCUUGUGCGGACUUCUAUGCACGAUUUGAUUGCCGUUUCUACAGCAGUGUCAUCUCAACUCCCUCUACUUGUUGUAUGCAUAUUUUACCACUUAAAAACUCAAUUCAAGCCACAAAUGUGCCAUUACUUGCAGUUUACAAUUUGUGCACAACCGCUUACCUCUUACUGUAUUCAGUUGUUUCAUUAUGCACAAAAAUCAACGAGUUCCAAAACACUUUCAUCUACUUUCUCGCCAAUUUCACCUUCU
This is a messenger RNA of Cylicocyclus nassatus, 2986 nucleotides long. The record is from the annotation of a GenBank genome assembly. Lineage: Eukaryota; Metazoa; Nematoda; Chromadorea; Rhabditida; Strongylidae.